Zerene cesonia (dogface butterfly) is the source of this 6365-nucleotide messenger RNA. RefSeq names its product protein nervous wreck (gene nwk). Lineage: Eukaryota; Metazoa; Arthropoda; Insecta; Lepidoptera; Pieridae. Gene Ontology annotation, biological process: neuromuscular synaptic transmission; regulation of actin filament polymerization. The coding region runs from base 116 to 3112 and encodes 998 amino acids. Gene Ontology annotation, cellular component: recycling endosome; neuromuscular junction. The transcript is spliced from 18 exons. The record is from RefSeq and is a predicted model, not a curated record. Gene Ontology annotation, molecular function: protein binding.
CGGGCAGGCGACGAGCAAAAGCGGCAGAGCACGGUCACGCUUGCGUGUGUUGCCAUCGAUCCGUGGAACUUCGCGUUGAUACCCUUCGGCAGCCGUCGCGGCGAACCGCCUCGCCAUGCAACCCCCGCCGAGAAAGAGUAACUACACGAAGUUUCUGAAAAAUCUGCACUCUGAACAAAUCGCGAAACUUCACGCUAAGAACCAACAUGAGUGCGAUUUGCUUGAAGAUCUCCGCACCUACACCAUCAAGCGGUCGGCCAUAGAAAAAUCAUAUUCGGAGGCUCUAUUGAAAAUAUCUUCUGCAUACCUGAACAAGAAGAUACCGAAUAUACCUGAUAUUAAAGUUGAUGGAGCUGAAGAAAAAUGGAAUAUGUGGAAUGUCUGGCGAACUGUUUUGGAAGAAAACGAGAAGCUAGCUCGCGCCCGCCUUGCCGCGGUAGAGGUUUUUCAACAACAAAUCGCCGAUGAAGCAAAAGUGUUACGCCAGCAUAAGAUGAAUGUUGCUAAAAAGAGCACAGAUUUGUUGGCACAAGCCCACAAAGAACUUCAGCUCACUGUUCUGGAUGUAGAUAAAACCAAAAAGCUUUACUUUGAUGAGGAACACACAGCUCACGAUGUGAGAGAUAAAGCUAAAGACAUAGAGGAAAAGCUGAAAAAGAAAAAGGGAUCUUUCUUUCAAUCCAUAACAUCGUUGCAAAAAAACAGUGCAAAAGUCUCUUCACGGCGGGACCAACUUGAGGAAAAAUCAACGGGCGCAAGGAAUGAUUAUCUUUUGAGCAUUGCUGCAGCCAACGCUCAUCAGAAUCGUUAUUUUUUGGUGGAACUGCAAUCAUGCAUGCAAAGCAUGGAAGCUGCCGUAUACGAGAAGGUAUCAGAUUUUCUGACCUUAAUGGGUCGUACAGAGCUGCUUACCUGCUCAGCCACUCAACAUUCUUUCGGGAAAAUACGGGAUCAAGCACAACAACUCACCAGGGAGUACAAUUUACAAUGCCUUUAUUUGUACUAUCCAGUUUUGAAACAACACAUUCAGUAUGAGUUUGAACCCUGCGACAAUGAUCCUAUUGAUACGGUUACAAUGGAGCAUGAAACCGUUGCACAAACUUUGGCUCAAGAAGCUCGUCGUUGGGCUACUAGAGUGGUACGAGAAACAGCCCUUGUAAGAGAUGCUACAAGAAAAUUGCAUUUGUAUCAAGCUAUGAGAGAUGCUGGACAAAAGGUUGAUCCGAAUGACCCAAAUGGUCCAGAGUUAGAGGUCCGAAUGGAUGAACUUCGCACAAACAUACGACGCUCAGAAACAUCUAAGGCUAAAUACGAGGCUAGAUUAGAGUGCCUCCGAACAGGAGGUGCUCCUGUCGAUGAAUGGCUAAAGGAAGUUGAUUUGUUGGCUGUUCAAGAAACAUUGCCCCGAAGCAGCAGUCUCGUCAGCGUCAGAACCGAUGCUUCUGGUGCAGCUGACCAACCCAGUUCAGAUUCAUUUUACGAUAGCGAUAACACUGAAGGUGAAGCUGCCACAACUUCAGCUGUCGCGACUACGUCUGGACAUCAACGAACCACUUCUGGUUCUCAACAUGAAGACGAACAUGAGGACGAUGAAGAUGCGGAAUUAGAAGAAGAUCGUAUGCGUAUAGAACAACUCACAGUCGGCUGGGAUGAUCCAACUCAAGUCAACUGGGGUGAGCCGGAGCCUGAUACAACAGCACCUCCAGCUGAGACGAUCGAGCCACCAGCGGCCCCUCUUUACAAAUGUACUGCUUUGUACUCAUACACGGCCCAAAAUCCAGAUGAAUUAUCAAUCAUUGAAAAUGAGCAAUUAGAAGUCGUUGGAGAAGGUGAUGGAGAUGGUUGGCUUCGCGCUCGUAACUAUCGUGGUGAGGAGGGCUACGUUCCACACAACUAUUUGGAUAUUGAUAGAGAACAAGCUUCAAGCGCUCCGGGUCUGGUAACACAGAUAUCUUUCUCCUCUGUGGACUACACAGUAGAAGGUGAAGAUGCUGACGUAGUACAAUCUCCAGACCAAAUAUCUGUAAUUUCAGCACCAGCCGCAAAGCCUGAAGAACAAAAGAUUGAACAACAACAGAAACCUGUUCAAGCUAAGGAAUUAUCGCUACCAACUCUCGGUUAUUGCUUUGCGCUUUAUGAUUAUGAUGCCGAAGCUUCAGAUGAACUCAAUCUUGAAGAAGGACAGAUUAUCCGUAUCGUUUCUCGCGAUGCACAUGGUGUUGACGAUGGAUGGUGGCGUGGUGAAGUUAAUGGCGUUAUAGGAAACUUCCCAUCUUUGAUAGUCGAGGAAUGUGAUGAAAAUGGAGAACCAUUAAGCGGUGCGGACGAAGACUGGACUCCGCCGGAUUCUGCCCCCCCAGUAUUUUCUUCUCCUCCUGGAUCCCCAGGUGGUGGCUUUAAUGACGACCAGGUCGUGAAUGAAAACAACAAUGUAAAAAGUGCUGCGCCUCCUGCUGAUCCACCACCACCGCCACCAGCAGGCAUGGGCGACUCUAUGGACAGUCAACCAGAUUUCAGCUUUAAUCUAGAACUAAGUAGGAAUCAGCAUGAGCAGUACGACACACAAUUUUCGCCCCAGCAAGCUGUCGCUCCUGCUAUAAUCGUCGAUGAGGUUCUGGGUGAAAAUAUUGAAGACGAGGAAGAGGAGAUACCCCCCGCCCCGCAAUCGAAGCCGCCGCCGCCAAAAGUUGAACUACCCGCCGAAGAUUGCGGCCUGGGCGUGGCUCAAAUAGUAAUCACUGCCGCCACCCCUAUGGUAGAGGAGCCCGACCAACCAUUUCCACCUACGGAGCCGGAGCCAGACCAACCAGAGCAACAGCCUGAGGAGCCUGAACGCCAGGAAGAGAACGAUGACGAAGAAUCUUCUCUUUCUGAACAGACCGCCGUGUGCUUGCGUGAAACUGAUGAAGGCCAUGCCGACUCCGCUCCGCAUCCUGCCUCGAGCUCAACGGCGUCCGAAGGCGAAUCGACUGGUGCAUCCGUGGCCUCUGGACCCCCGACCGCUCCCCAAUCCCCGCCCUCCGCGCCCCGCGCCGGUCGCGCCUCCAUCCCCGACGAGCUGGAACCGGCGCAACUAGCGAGGCUCACUGAUCUCAAAGAAUCUAAUGCUUAACUUAAAUGAUCGCUAUUUUAACAAUAUUCAAAACUUUGUAAUACGUUUUCUACGCGUUUUAGUGAACGCAGCGUCUGUCGCAAUCGCUGUAGACGAUCGGACUCUAUCCGCAGGCGACGACGUUGACUGAUAUUUAUUGACAUCUAACUAUAGAUACUAAUUGCAAUAUUUACUGUAAAAACAGACUGCUUCUGAUCGUCUACACAAUAAGACCGUUUCUCACGUUAUUAUAUACACAGUACCGAAUGAAAUAAAAAGAUUACCCAUACAGUGACGCACUGAGACGCACGACCCUGCAUCUGUCCGCAAUAAUACCUUCUAACUUGGCCUAACUUUAUCUAUUUAAGAUCAUACACAGUUUGGUUCACCAUUAGGUAACGAUUUAUUUGCAUUCGGUACCUUUUAUUUUAAUUAUUGUCCAGUUCAAUUAAAUUCAUACAAUUAUAUUAUAAAGGUUAUUGUUUAACGUUGUUAUUUGGCAGAUUGCGAAAGUUGCGAUUAGUUAAUUGAUAAUGUAUAAUACCAAUUAUAAUAAUAACAAAGUGUUUUAACUUUAUGAAAAUCCGCCUUUAAUUAUGUGAGUAUUUAAAAAAUGUGGAUUGAAUAUCUUUAUACAAUCCACCAUUGAAAAUGUAUACUUUAAAAAUUACUCACAAAUGUUUUCAAUUGAACAGUUUUUGGGGUAAUAAUUCCAAAGCCAUUGAUCGAUUCGAAUGAAACAUAGUUCGACAAAUAAAUAUUUUAGUCAAUAGUACCUGACCAGAACCGUAAGCCUUAGAACCCUUUUUUAAAUUUUGUAUUAAAUUGCUAUAAUUUAUAUUAGGGAAACCUGUUCAUGUUGACUAUAAAAGAUGAUUACUAUAAGAAUUUCUAUAAGGCUCUUAACAGCUUUAAAUUUGCAUUUUUGAUGGAGUGGGAAGCGGUCGUGAUAUGUAGAGAUGUGUAUAUACUUAGUUGAUAAAAUUAUAUAAUAUUAUGUAUCUAACUACUUCGUAACUAGUAAAAUUUUGCUGUAACACAAUUUAGACCCUUGAUUAGUAUUACGAGUAGGACAAAUACAUGUUGGUCAUAAUGUUUUGUUUGGAUAUCUAACAAUGUUGGUAAAUCGAUAACAGUAUUAAAAAUAUGUUGAGUCAUUUUAAGGUAUACUUUUAGAAUGUUUAUGUAUAUUUUUUUAUUAUUUUAGUGAUUAAGUUAGAAAUAGAACAAUAUGUUAGAAUUUAUUUACAAAAUAGCCCGAUUACUCAUUAGUUUAAUUUGUCGUUAGUUUCCGUCUUGUACUACAUGAAUAACUUGAUGAUUAAGAUAAGGUACCUAUGAUUUUAGUUCAGUUAAUGAAAAUUAAAUGCCAACCAUGACAGAUACGUGCGUAUGUACGCAUAAUAAGUGAAAUAAAUUCUUGCGUUACUCAGUAAAACUAAAUUUUAGAAAAUUAUUAAAUUUCAUUUACGUACUCCAAGACCAACAUGUGCGUUUAGCGUUAACUGUCUUUUGACGUCUCAAAACAUAAAAUGUAAACAGGUCUGGCUACUUAUUCAAAUUAAAUACAUUUGAAACUGAAUAGCUUUCUGCUUUUGUCGUUUGGUACUCCCAUAAUUAGGUACAACAGACCUAUUGAUUUGAGACGUCUUGGGCGAAAAAGUUAGAAUGAUACAGGGUGUUACUACCUUCUCGUUUUUAUCAUCUUUCAUACUUUCUCUUUUUAUGUAUCAUUAUAUUUAGCUAUAGGUAAACAUCGUUGAUUAUAAUAUCCAUUAAAUUUUGUUAAACUUUAAAACAGAUAACAGUCUUACGACCACGGUUAACCUUAUUAGGUAAAUGGUUUAUGGUACAGGACAUUUUAUGAUGAUGCAGCACUCAUGCAGGCUAAUAAGUCCCUUGGUUACUAGAAGGACUAUUUUGUCUUUACACAUUUUUACGAUAUUCCACAUAAUUAAUACUUUCACAUGGCGCCUAAGUAUCUUAGUUAAUAAUUAAACUCGUACUAAGGAGUAUAUUAUUUAUCUACGAAUUUUCGGUCAAAUAUCAGCUUUUUAAAUAAAUAUAAUGAGCAAUUAAUACCUUAGCGUACCUAGCGUUGCCAGAUAUUUUUAUAAGUUGUAAUUUUGAAAAAUUGUGUGGACGAAGCGGGAUUGUUUUGCCGAAAUCGCCUUUUUCGUAAUUCUGCUUUCAUAACAUUUAUGAAGCGCUUAUUUCUCCCAUUCGACUGUUUCAAAUUAAUCAACACACAGUUCGCAUGGCCAGUCUACUAAUUAUCUGUGCAUCCCAGCCACACUUCCUCAGCAACACACAGUCAAGUUAAACCCCGAAAAGCAGCAGGAGCCUUUCCCGCGCGGGACAUUUAAUUUUGAUUUGAAAAUCGGGACAUCUGGCAACGUCGAUACCGAUAUAUAUAUACCUAUAACAACAAUUUGUUGAUGACGAUAUUUAUAUUAAAUAUUUAUGUAACAUCCUUACAACGAUAUAAACAUAUUUAACAAAUCAAUGUUUGCAGUUUUAUGAAUGUAGUUGUUUGUUAGUUGUUACUUAGAUUCAAUGUGUUAAAAUUAGUCAAAUUUUAAUGUUAGUUAUUAAAACGUACCAACUUUCUGUAGAGUAUUAGAACAGUGUCAAAUAUAACAUAAUAUUAAUAUGUAUAAUUUUUAAUUCGCACAUUAUAAUGUAUUCACUGUUAAUCGUGUACUUACUUGGAAUCAGAUGUAAUCUGCCUACAGGACGGUGGUACUCGCCUAUACAAAUCACUGUUCUAUACAGCAUUGUAGGUUUUGUAAACCAACAAACGUAAUAAAUACAAUAUAUAAGUGGUCAAAUUAACGGCAUACUAAUUAAAAAACAUACUUAUAGGGUAAGUCAAGUAAUAGCUUUAUGUUUUCCACGUAAUAUAAAAAAAUAUACCCUAAUUAAGUUGGUUGGUGACAAAAUUUAUGAUAGAUGUUGAUGUUAUAUUAAAGGAAAUUCAGUAUCAGAUUUAUCGAUAACCAGUUUUAUACGAAGCUAAAUUCACACUGAAACAUCUUGAAGGACUGUAGCACUCUGUACACUAUCAUUGUUAAUAUACAGAUAUUUGUCAGAUAAAUUACACUAAAUAAAUGUUCGUGAUACAUAUGUUGCAAUAUUCUUAGCGUUUACUGUUUACUGUGUCUAAGUGUUGCUUUUCUUUAGAAGAACCAAUUAAUAUUUAGAUCAUACUAGCCUGAGUGCUGGCCAACGACAUUCUGCGGAAUUAUAAUUAUAUACAGAAAAUGCGCACUCA